Molecule: messenger RNA, 1338 nt
Organism: Microcebus murinus (gray mouse lemur)
Lineage: Eukaryota; Metazoa; Chordata; Mammalia; Primates; Cheirogaleidae
Source: RefSeq, a predicted model, not a curated record
ACAAAUGGCAUCCCCAAAGCCUGAAGCUGUCUCUAGCACCUGUAAAAUGCAAGCCUUACGCUGUGUGCUUACCUGAGGUGUCAUUCCCUGAUAUCAAUCCCACCUCUGGAGAAGCCAGGGCGUUAUUCAAGGCCUACAAAAUGAAGCGCAAGCAGCUGAGAUUCACAACACAGAACAAAGAUCCUUCAAGUUUAGCAGAUCCAGUGGAUACAGAUACAUCUGAUCCAGCAAUGGACAUAAGCCCUAUGCAUGAUGUUGCCACAGCUAUCAAUUUAAGAAGACUACAGAGGAAGGCCAAGCACAUUCUCCUUCACUGGCUGAAUCACUACAGAUUUGUAUUGGGAAUGGAAUCACUGCACAUUUGCAAAAUACCCAUGUUUCCACAUGAAGUAGUCAGGAAACAAGAAGUCUCGUCAGAAAAACUGUCUCUGAAACAAUGUGCAAAGGAAAAAGACAUAGAGAAGGAGUAUCUUCAAUACCGAAAUACUUUCCUGGAGCUGAAGGGUGUCUAUAAGCCUUCACCUCUCCGUCGCACCCAGAGGACCCCAGCCAGCAAUCGGUCCUUCCGGGUUCCCCUUCCCAUUGAAAGCAAGGAUACAUGGUUUGCUUCCCAGCUGAUUUGUCCUGCGGUCCUAAGGAGAAUAUUGCAUGGGGAGGACAGGGACAUAUGCCGAUGUAGCCCUCACAGCAUCCCUGAAGUGACAGACCUGGAGUAUGAUCACCUUAUAAGCAGGCAGCUGUCCUCUCUGGAUCAGAUCAUCAUAGUCUGUGUGUUCUCAGCCAAGGAGAAGGACAAGACUAUAAAUGAAGUGGCCAAAGUAUAUAGAGAACUGAAUAGAUCUAGAAGCAUGCCUUGCAUUCAGAGUCAAUUGGAUUCCUUUCGAUUGCUCAAGUACAACAUCACCUCUGCAUCUAAAUUUACAGGCAGCAGUUGUCCACUUCUGGUUCAAAGGCACAAUGUCAUCCCAGGAAUUUUUUUGAUGUACAUUCGGGGAAAAUUACUAUUUGCCAACUUUAUUUUCAAUGGCUAUAGCACAUCUCCUGAAGACCUUCAAAAGCAAAUUGUGAAGACAAGGAAUGAUUAUCAAAUGGGAUAUUUCCUACCCAAUGACUUCAGAAUCUGCAAUCACACUGAGUAGAAUCACUUUCCUCUCACAACUAUACUCAAAGAGAAGCUUGCUCCCUCUACCACCAAGCCAGGUUUGGCGUUGUGACUAUCUCUUCUGGAAUGGCAAUCUCAACUCAAGAAAUGGUCUUAAUCUAUUUCAUGUCUUGGAAGUGAAGAUAUAUUUCUCUCUAAACAACAAAAACAAAAAGCCAAAGAAAUUCUUAACAGCA